Lymnaea stagnalis (great pond snail) is the source of this 5958-nucleotide messenger RNA. Lineage: Eukaryota; Metazoa; Mollusca; Gastropoda; Lymnaeidae. The record is from the annotation of a GenBank genome assembly.
UGCUCAUCAGAGCAGGUACAGAAAGUACCAUCUCUGCUUUGUGAAAUCUGUAGUCAGAAUCAGGUCAUCAAAGUGCGACAACUGGCUGCUUUUUCACCUUUUAAUGAGGUAUUAUUUCUUAAUAUAACAUGUUACUCUGGCUUCAUAUUAUAUAUUUUACUGUGGCUGCAUAUUUAGUUAUUAACAUAAUUAUAAUGAGCUUUUUAAAUUUCAAGUUAUUGUGUUUCUUUUUUUUCAAAAUGAUUCUAGCAUUUAAAAAUAUGAUAAUAUAUCAACACUUAAAACCCCUGUCAUUUAUUGUUUAUCCUUUAAAACAUUUAGAUUUUAAAACUGCAUUCUUGUAACCCUUGUUUUUUGUUUUUUUAAAGUUUGAAUAUGAAAAGGAGAUUGACAUGUACAAGGACUACUUAGAAAAUGUGUACACCCUGUGCAGCAAGUGUCAGAAAGAAGUAGAUGAAUAUUUAAUUACUCAAAAUUCUGAAAUUGUUGGCAAAAUGGAUAAAACUCAAAGGCAAAUUCUGGACAGUUUACAUCAAAAAGGAGAUCUUAGUGUAAAUGCUCCUGAAAUGGUGAGUGAGAUAAUAUGUUCUUUCAAUGUGUAAACUAAAAUCUUAGCAACGACAUACUCCAUUGUUAUAACAAAGUAUUAUAUUCUUCACAAAAUUUUAAAUGAAAUUUUGUUUCCUUACCAGACUUACCUCGGUUAACUAUCACAAAGUUUACACCACUGAAAUGUUACAUUAAGAAAUGGGGUCAGCGGGGCGAGUCUAGACUCUUAUGCCCCCCCCCCCCCCCCAAUUACCCCCCCCCGGUCCGCCGUAUCGGGCCCCGGAACGGCAAGUUGGAGAUGCCCNAGUGCACUCGAUCGACUUUCUCAGGAGUUGGGAUGGAAAAAUUUACGUCCUAAUAUCUUCCCCCACCCAUCCCGGGAAAGCGUCGGACGCCCUAUAAGAGGGAUUCCACAGUGGGUUUCCACAACGCGACUAGCUCACGCUGUAGCUGGGACGAAACGGUUGCCUAGGGGCAGCGUGCUCACGGCUGCAUUAUUUGAAUCCUCGGCCAGAGGUUACCACCCUCGCCUCUGGCCUCAUACCCGUCAGCGGCAACUUGUAAUCAUGAUCCCUACCCUGGCUCUGCCUAACUUUCCGACUGCAAAAUAUCACAGCCGGCAGCCCUGUGGGAGCUGUUUUAUGUACCGAGCACACCCUUUGUCUGAACUCCAUUGUCAGAAGAAAGAAUUGUUGUGCGAAAGUUAAAAGCAUCACUUAUGAAGUAUCGUAAUAUAUGUCGCAAUAUAAAACAUCAGUGUGAAGCCCAAAUUACAAAAAAGAAAUGAGUCUGUGAACAAAAUAAGAACUACUUUUGAUAUUUCACACUACAACGCACCACUCAAUCUGAUAAAAUUUGAAGAAGACAAAACAUUUCUUAUUGAAUAGCGCUCUCAGAGGAAAUAUGUUAAGGUUAUAGGUGAAACUAACACAAAAUUAGAAAGAAAUAAAGAAAAAAAAGCUUUGUUAAAUGAAGAAGAAAUCAGAAAACGUGUUGCCACUUAAAGUUGUAACACUAAUACUGUCCAAAUAUUCAGAUAAUGAUACUGAACCUUGUGAGGAAGACAAGGAAGUAGUUUUUAACGGUCCAUCAUCCUCAAAGUCAGUCAGAUGUAUUGAUUUAUUAAGAUAUUUCAAGACUUUCUGAUAAAUAGAAAAGUCCAAUUAUGAAACUAAGGCUAAAAAAAAAAAGUAAAAAAAGAAAGAAAUCAGAAAUUGUGCAGUCACUGAAGUUGUCACACUGUCCAAUUAUUCCGAUGGUGAUGGUAACCUUAUGAGGAAGAUGAGGAAGUAGUUUUUAAAGGUCCAUCUUCAUCAAAGUCAGUCAAGCGCAAUAACCUUAUUUCGUCUGUGAAAAUCUUUCACAGCCUGUAUUUAACAUCAUUUUGGAGUGGGAACUUCAGAAUAAAGUGGUCUUUAUGUCAUUUUACGCAACAGCAUCUAAUAAAGGAUGGCUGAAUUUGUGCUUUUAUUUUUAUACAGAAUAAAAUAAAAAAGAUGUUACUAUGGUUGCCAUGCAAACAUAUUCUAGAACAGUGGUUCUCAACCUUCCUAAUGCCGCGACCCCUGAAUACAGUUCCUAAUGUUGUGGCGACCCCCAACCACAAAAUUAUUUUCACUGCUACUGCAUAACUGUAGAGUACAUUGUUUUUGGAUGGUCUUAGGCGACCCUUGGUAAAGGUUCAUUGGACCCCCAAAGGGUCGCGACCCACAGGUUGAAACCACUGUUCUAGAAGUUCCUUGUGGGGAUAUAUUCAAAUCAAAUCUAGAAGUUCUUUGUGGAAAUAUAUUCAAAUCCUUAUUUGGUUAAACAUCAGGCCCCAAUUUAUUGAUUUUUAAGAGAUUUGAGGACUUUCUGAAACCUGUGAAGAUGUUAGACUAAAUAGAAAUAUGUUGGUGCUUAAAAAUCAAGCAAUUGAGUUUGUAUUAGUUGUGCUGCAAAAUGAGUCUGAUACUAUACCAUGAGAUUAAUAUCUUGAAAUUUCAGAGCUUACACUUAUUUUCUUAGGAAAGAACCCCCAUAAGAUUUUGUGGUAUAAGAUUUCAUGCUCCUGGUGCCUACCACCAUACCUGGUGGAUGUCAAAGCUGCUCUAUGUGCUGAAAAUUUACAUGUUUUGAAAACAGUUUCAAAUGACAUUAGAUACGUUUGUUGGUCCAUCCUUUUCUCACUUCUUCAAAAUUUAAAUGUAUAAACCACCAUUCUACAUGAAGACAUUGUUACCUGGAAAAAAAUUAAACUCGUUUUUAUUUACAAGCAAAGACAGUUGCCAGAUCACUGACAGUUGUAAAUGACUGUGCAGAGAGAUAUGGAACUUGCAACUACUUUCAGCACUUCCAUUUCCAUAACCUAGAAUGAAGAAAGAAAACAAUUUCUCCUUCAAAUUUUUUAAAGCCACAGAAAACGUCAUCCAAAACCUACCAAGUUGGUGAUGUCUUCUGUACCAAUAAACUUUAUGACCUAUUGUGUUUUUAUUUGCAGUAAAAUGUCAUUUACAUUGCAUAUAUUUCUGAGAUGAUAUGAUAAAAUGCCUUUAAAUGGGCUAUGUUAUAAAAAACUUUAAGCCUUCUGAGUCAGUACUCAGACUUCACUUUUGCUUUGAAAUUUGUGUUAUUUGUUCACUAAAUGGAAAUAAAAAGCGUAAGUGCACAUGAAUAUUUUUUACUUGAAGUACCCUUAUGUGCACCUCAUGAUAAUCAAAUAAAGAACAUUUUUAACCGUAAAAAAUGUGUAUGCAAUUUUCCUCAGGUCACUCGUAAUAACAGACAUCAGAAAACCAUCAUAUUAAAGAUGAUUUUCUUUCUGAGCACAUUGUUUCCAGUACUUCUCCUCAUUGCAAAUCUCAGGCUAUACCUGGGGUCAUCUACUUCAAUGCUUGGCUCACAAAGUACUGGUUAUUUUGGCCAGUUCAGUAGCUAUCUGGUCUCAUCUAUACCAGCAAGACUUGCCCUAGAUGUGGAAAGUAAGGCUGUGUUCUCAGGAGCUGUUGUUUGUUUGGUUGGGCUCUUCUGUACAGGAAAAUACAGGUAGGUGCUUGUCUUGUGAUUUCUGAAGAAGUUAGUUGAGGUGGUUUGUAAUUCCAGGUGGUGUUCUCAAUAAAUUCUGUUUGUGCAACAUUUCAGGGGUCUGUGCACAUAAUUCAGAAGCAAAAUCUUUGGAUUGUCCUGACAUCCAAAGCUAAGUAUGCAGUGCAUAUAUUAACUCUGGAUUGUCCUGACAUCCAAAGUUAACAGAUAUGCAGUGCAUAUAUUAACUCUGGAUUGUUCUGACAUCCAAAGCUAAGUAUGCAGUGGAUAUAUUAACUCUGGAUUGUCCCGACAUCCAAAGCUAAGUAUGCAGUGGAUAUAUUAACUCUGGAUUGUCCUGACAUCCAAAGCUAAGUAUGUAGUGCAUAUAUUAACUCUGGAUUGUCCUGACAUCCAAAGCUAAGUAUGCAGUGCAUAUAUUAACUCUGGAUUGUCCUGACAUCCAAAGCUAAGUAUGCAGUGCAUAUAUUAACUCUGGAUUGUUCUGACAUCCAAAGCUAAGUAUGCAGUGCAUAUAUUAACUCUGGAUUGUCCUGACAUCCAAAGCUAAGUAUGCAGUGCAUAUAUUAACUCUGGAUUUGUCCCGACAUCCAAAGCUAAGUAUGCAGUGCAUAUAUUAACUCUGGAUUGUCCUGACAUCCAAAGCUAAGUAUGCAGUGGAUAUAUUAACUCUGGAUUGUCCUGACAUCCAAAGCUAAGUAUGCAGUGCAUAUAUUAACUCUGGAUUGUCCUGACAUCCAAAGCUAAGUAUGCAGUGCAUAUAUUAACUCUGGAUUGUCCUGACAUCCAAAGCUAAGUAUGCAGUGCAUAUAUUAACUCUGGAUUGUCCUGACAUCCAAAGCUAAGUAUGCAGUGCAUAUAUUAACUCUGGAUUGUCCCGACAUCCAAAGCUAAGUAUGCAGUGCAUAUAUUAACUCUGGAUUGUCCUGACAUCCAAAGUUAACAGGUAUGCAGUGCAUAUAUUAACUCUGGAUUGUCCUGACAUCCAAAGUUAACAGGUAUGCAGUGCAUAUAUUAACUCUGGAUUGUCCCGACAUCCAAAGCUAAGUAUGCAGUGCAUAUAUUAACUCUGGAUUGUCCUGACAUCCAAAGCUAAGUAUGCAGUGCAUAUAUUAACUCUGGAUUGUCCUGACAUCCAAAGUUAACAGGUAUGCAGUGCAUAUAGUAAUUGCACUAGAUAACUGUUUCCUAGGCUUAAAAAAUACUUUUUCCACAGUAAAAUUUUCAGUCAAAAUAAUUGAACUUUUUUUUCAAGUACAUGGUUGAAUAAUUAGGAGGAAAAUUUAACGAUUAAUAAUAUUUAAAAAUAAAAAUACAUAGAUUUUGUAUGCUCUACAAGCUGUUGACUGGGUUAAGGGGAGUAUUAGCUCAGACUACAAUCCCCAAGAUAAGUAGAGCAUAUGUAAUACUGUUAUUGUAUUUAACUGAGUUUUUAUUAUUAAAAGGAUGUAAACAUCAGUAUGGUUUUAUUUGAUUAGGUUGUUGAAAGAAUGCAAUUUUAUCAUCCCACCAGGCUGUAUCCAGAAGAUGCACUUCACUUACUGUUGUGGUUGCUGACAACAAUAAAUGACUUCUCUUUACUGGCUGUCCCAUUUAGGUGGACCAUGACUUUGAACUUUGUGACCCUAAUCAUCUCAAUCAAGUGCUGUGUUCGGAAUCGUAUACCUAGAAAUUUUUCAUUUGGUACAGUCCAAAGGUAAAGGUGAUUUAAUAUGUGGAUAUUAAAAAAAAAUUUUAAAAAUUGUUUUAGAACAUGGAUGUGAUAAGGAAAUGCUAUGUGUUCCAUUACAAGAAAAAUCUUGCAAAUCCGUAUCAGUUGCUUAAAGGAAGUGUAGCUCAGCAAUUAUAUAAUCUACAUGGUACUGCACAAAUUUGCAUAAUUUUAAAGUAGUUACAUCAUGGAAGUAGCAAAGAUGUUUAUUGAUUCCUGUACCCUUACCUGUGAAACAAAUUUUAUAAGCACCAUAGAGAUUCUUCUGUUCACUAACAUAGUAUUGCUUGGAAUUUUGGGGAUGACAAAUCUGCCCAACAAGCUGGAAGUAAACAAUAAGAUUUGCUGUUUGGGGAAGAUAAUAGUAGUGAUAACAGGGUUCUCAUUAAGUGAAAGAAGAUCAAUAAUGUCUUCAACUUGCACACAUUUUUUUUAAGAUUACCCCAAAGUGGUGAUUAGUUUUAUAAUCUUUGAGUUUUUAUUUUAGGAAAACUUUUUCAAGAAAAAGUGUUUCCACCGUUGUUUCUAAUGAAAACAAGGAAGCUGUCCAGGAAGAAGCACCUCAUUCUGGUGAUGUUUCAAAGUUAGAUUCCAGCUUUAAAUCUGAGUUGCCUGUUGUGGCGGAUGAUAAAAGUCCUCAUUUUGAAACAGUUCGACAAAAUCUUGAGUCAUUU